AUGUCCGUCCGCCGGCGAGUCCCGUUCGUAUUCUCUGACACCGCUGAAGAAGACGACCACGUUCUUGACGAGCAAGAGCAGGAGGAGCUCAUUGAGACCUUGCGCAAGCAGAGCGAUGCCUCGAAUGUGCACUACCUGAUUCUACUGCAAAUCACUCUCGCACUCUCAUGUAUGUUGCACCUAAUAUUCGUCUUCCACGAACCGAAACUCUCGCCUCUCUAUGCGUUCUUCCCGCCACCACCCGAUACCUCGCCGCACACGAUCGCAUUUCCGGUCCUCUUCGGCGCCGUCCACAUUCUGCUCCACCUCAACCUCUCCCUCACGCUCCUCCCCCCUACGCAUCGCCUUCGGCGCAUGCUCUUAUCUCUUCCGCCACCACUACGUGCUGUCCCUAUCCCCCUUACGCAUCCAGCAGUGCUGUGCGCCGCGGCGCUCGCUCCUGCAUUUUCGCUGGUCCUUCAAUGCGGCUGGGCGGACGUCGUGUGGUGGGCGCUGGCAGGCGGGAUGACCGCCCUCGUGUGGGCCGUGCAGGCGUGGAUAUCUCAAAGCGAACAAGGGAUUAGGGAGCUGGAGGGGCUCAGAUAUAAUGCUCGUGGCGCGUAG
This is a messenger RNA of Sparassis crispa, 603 nucleotides long. RefSeq lists its product as hypothetical. The record is from RefSeq and is a predicted model, not a curated record. The transcript is spliced from 3 exons. The coding region runs from base 1 to 603 and encodes 200 amino acids. NCBI's taxonomy places the organism in Eukaryota, Fungi, Basidiomycota, Agaricomycetes, Polyporales, Sparassidaceae.